Molecule: messenger RNA, 1514 nt
Organism: Hevea brasiliensis (rubber tree)
Lineage: Eukaryota; Viridiplantae; Streptophyta; Magnoliopsida; Malpighiales; Euphorbiaceae
Exons: 3
Coding region: 338-1432 (364 amino acids)
Source: RefSeq, a predicted model, not a curated record
UGGGAACUAACGGGGAAGCCUGAAGUUUCCACGAGACUCGCUCUACGGCACAAACUCUCGUUCCACGGAACCAUCUCUCUCUCUCUCUCUCUUGGCCUCUACGAGCACUGAGAUAUAGAGAGAGACAAAAAGAGAACGAAGAGGAAGAGAAAAGAGCAAAAAUAAAUAACCCAAAAAAAGAAAAACUGAUAUACAGACAUCAGAGAGGACAUCGUCUUUUGGCUCUUUUUGGAUUUAAAUCGAAAGCUGCUGUGAAAAUCAAUCUCAAAUAUCUGUCACCAGAGAGAAGAAAGAAGGUGGUGCUGUUGGUCGCCGGAGACUCUCGCUUUUGGACCAAAUGUCGGCAAUUGAGAACAGCAGAGACCUUGCCGGCUUGACUUUGAACGAUGUGUUGAGCUCUGAGAAGCAGCCAACGGUGGAGGUUUCUCAUACGCCGGCUCUGAUGAACAGAACUCUUUUGGAUAUAAUUCGCGACGAAGAGCCUGAUUCCUUGUUUGGCCAUAAGGACAAGAAGACCUGGAAAGCAUUCAGAGACCGCCUUCGCCUGAAGCGUGCCGGUUCUGCUUGGAUCUCCUCUGUCCCUAUCCCCGCCUCUGAUAUUCCUAUCCGGAAUAACAACAGUUUUAGCAACACUGUAAAUAACCCAAGGUCCUUGAUGUCCCGCCGCAAUUCGGUGCGUUUCACAAACGUCUCGGGCGAGUCAACUCAGGCCGAUGACUCCAAUGAUCACUCGGCCGUUUCGAGUUACAGACCGCAAAUGUCUCGCCGGACUUCCUCCCGGUUCAGUUCACUGACACCGUCCGAGUCUACCCGGUUAGAUGAAUCGUCUAGGAACGCUCACGCGGUGGGAGAUGAGCUUCCUUCACGAAGUUUCAGGCCGCAAAUGUCGAGGCACAAUUCAACUCGGACCUCUGACUUACACCUAGACAGCGAAGAAGAGCCGGGGCGUGAAGGUAGCCGCCGACUAGGAGCGGCAUUGGCGGAGGAGAGAGUGUUGUCGGCGAGGGAGGCAGUAGCGGCUCAGGAAGCGGCGGAGGCGGAGGCAGCUGCUCAAGCAGCAGCGGCUGAGGAAGAGGCAGAGGAGGAAGCCAGUGGUGCGACAGGUGAAGGUGCGGCGGAGGCGCAGCCAGUGAGGAUGUCAUUAAUGGACUUGUUAGAGGAGACAGAUAGGCAAAUGGGAUUUGAGGGGUCCAGAUACAUAAUGGGAGAUGAGGAUGAGGAAUGCGAAGAAGAAGAUGAUGAUGAAGAUGGAGCGGACGGUGGUGAUGGGAUAGAGCACACGUGCUGCGUGUGCAUGGUUAGGCAUAAAGGUGCGGCAUUUAUCCCCUGCGGCCACACCUUUUGCAGAUUAUGUUCAAGAGAACUUUGGGUCCAAAGGGGUAAUUGUCCUCUAUGCAAUGGGUUCAUUUUAGAAAUUCUUGAUAUUUUUUAGGUUUUUUUUUUCCUUUUUAAUUUCCAGUGUUAGUUAUAAUCACAAGAAAUUUCAAAUUCAUGUAAACAUCCUUUUUCUUUCC